Magallana angulata is the source of this 2836-nucleotide messenger RNA. Its product is annotated as band 7 protein AGAP004871-like. Gene Ontology annotation, cellular component: plasma membrane. NCBI's taxonomy places the organism in Eukaryota, Metazoa, Mollusca, Bivalvia, Ostreida, Ostreidae. The transcript has 14 exons. The record is from RefSeq and is a predicted model, not a curated record. The coding region runs from base 165 to 1718 and encodes 517 amino acids.
AUGUACGGUAAUUUUAACCAUCCAUCCAUAUAUCCUGCUCCUCAGUUGAAGCUUGUUUUGCCCUCUCAUCAUCAAUUAACUGGACAGUGCUUUAUUAAUUUAGUUCUGAUCAUGCACAAAAUGUUCCAGCAUGGGAACGUCUGAAGGAGAAUAGAUAGUUUGAAAUGGAUGAGAAUGACUCCAUACAACCUACUCCUGACUCUGGAUAUCUCCAGUCUGAUUCACAAAAUGGAGACACAGGUUUCUCUCAAGACAAUGAUGUGGCAGUGAGUCAUGACAGACUGAUAGACACAGCCCAAGACAAUGAAUCCAGACAAGCAGACGACAGUGUCAAGUCAGAGACUGAUACAAAGUCAGGAGCAGACGACAGUGUCAAGUUAACAGCAGACGACACUGAUGGAGACACAGUGAGAAACGAUGACACAAACAUGGAUUAUGUCACUGAGACAAGAGAUGCUAGCGCCACCGAUGAAGUCAGUGCAUCUCUUGAAGAAAACUCAAAAUCCAAAAAGAAAAGCAAAACCAAGAAGAAGAAGAAGAGGAGGAAAAGAGAUGAAACAGGUGAACCUGAGUCAAAUUUAAAUGAGGAGGAAUUCGAACUAGCAGCGGUGAAGACUCACCAUGCCCUUGGAACAAGGGAAGAUGACCCUAUCAUUGCUCCCAUAGAUCUAGAUCGUAGGAAAGAGGAGGAACAGAGGAUUAAAAUGUCAUGGACUCAGCAGUUGUCUGUCUCCAACAAAGUGUCUCCUGCAGACAUCCCUGAUACAGAGUUGUCUACCAUGGAUUACCACCCAGAGAAAGCUGUAGACAUCAGCAAAUUUGACAGAGAUAUUUCUCUCAACAGUUGGUCAACUGUUCCAAUCAAUGGAGCUAGUACCUAUAGUCCAGUUCAAGACCAGAGGAAAAGGGAAAUGGUCAUUGGAGGGGACGAUACGAGUCAGAGUGGGGACAUUGGCUGCUGUGGAAGCAUUCUAAUGUUCCUCUCCUUCAUCCUGGUUUUGGUCACUUUCCCCAUUUCCUUAUUCUUUUGCAUUAAGGUUGUUCAAGAGUAUGAAAGAGCUGUGAUAUUUCGUGUAGGAAGGCUUCUAUCAGGAGGAUCAAAGGGACCAGGUAUAUUUUUUGUGUUGCCAUGUAUAGAAGGGUACACAAAAGUGGAUCUCCGUACAGUUUCAUUUGACGUUCCUCCACAAGAGAUUCUGACCAGCGACAGUGUGACGGUGUCUGUAGAUGCUGUGGUUUACUACAGGGUGUGUAACCCCACCAUAUCAGUGGCCAACGUAGAAAACGCCCACCACGCCACACGACUGCUGGCCCAGACCACGCUACGAAACAUUCUGGGGACUAAGAGCAUGUCUGAAAUACUCAUGGACAGAGAGUCCAUCAGUAAAGCCAUGCAGAGUAUGCUGGAUGAAGCUACCAUUCACUGGGGCAUCAAAGUGGAGAGGGUAGAAAUUAAAGAUGUUAGACUCCCUAAACAGUUGCAGAGGGCAAUGGCUGCUGAAGCAGAGGCAUCAAGGGAAGCCAGGGCAAAGGUUCUUGCUGCAGAAGGGGAGCAUAAUGCUUCUAAAGCACUUAAAGAAGCAGCAGACAUCAUUCAUACUUCACCAGCAGCCCUUCAGCUGCGAUAUCUCCAAACCUUGAACCAAAUAGCCUCAGAGAAAAACUCAACCAUCGUCUUUCCACUUCCCGUGGAUUUCUUGUCUUCUUUCAUGAAAUAAGCAAUAAUUUGACAUUCUUGCUUCAUUUUUUUGGUUGUGUUUUUCAUCAAUUUCAAAACCAUGACUCUUGGUUUUUAAGACUUUUUAACUUAACAUUUUUAUCUUUAUUCAUAAACUUAUUGUUGUAAAAUGGAAAUCUAUGGUUUGACACAUUUUAGUGUGUAUAUAUACUGGUACCCAUGAAAACUGGUACAUGAUGGGUAUAAAUUUCAAAUUUUCUUUGAUGUCAGAGAAAGUAAUGUACUCUAUGACUGGGUUCUUUUCAUUUUAAUGUAUGAAAUGCCAUCUUAUAAUGAACUCUAAAGGGAAAGCAUGAUGAAAAACAUUUUAAAGUGUUGACUCUUUAUGGAGAGGACCCCAUUAUAGCUUAAUUUACAUGUGCAAUUAAGUUGUUGUAAUCAGAAGUAUGUGUAUUGCAUCAACGAUCAACUGUGUAAUGCAUAAUAAUAAUAAUAGGAUCUACAAUGAUUUCAUUGAUUUUCAUGGACAUUAAUCUGAGUGGAUUUAGCGAAAUAUUUAUUUUCAAAGAUACAUAGGCUUUACCGAUACAAACUUUAUUAUUUUCUUUUUCACUUCAAUCAUUAUUUGAUUUUGAGGAUUGGCAAAACAACAAAAUCCAAAAACUGUUGCUCAACAAAUAACAGUGAAACAUGUUUAUCUUUAUUUCUAUCCUUUGUAAUGCUAGUCAUCAACUAGAACUAAUUGUCUGUAUUGAUGACAAUAGUUUAGAGGUCCCCAAAAUAAUUACCAUAGUCUGUUAAAAGGAAUAUUUUUUUUAAACAUAUAAUUAUGAUGUUUGUCAUACCUUUUUUUACUCUUUUUCUUACUGUUAACACAUUUGUUUUUAUGUGCACUUCAGAUUUUUAUCUACACAAACAUAGUCAAUUUCUUUGUGAUAUUAUUUUUUCUGUGGCAUAAUUGAAUCGAUGUGCAGCUCCAUGUAUGAAGAAAACACAGGGUUAAUUUAUUAAAUGUCAGAAAUAUUUAUUUUUUACAUUAGUUGGUAGUUCUCCCAUAAAAAAUGUUUAGAGCACUAUAUUGACUUAUGAUCAUCCUUAUAAAUUACUUUGAUUUCUAUGCUGUUAUUAAAAACUAUGUCAAAUAAAACUGAAAAUCUU